Messenger RNA from Pseudomassariella vexata, 294 nucleotides. RefSeq lists its product as uncharacterized. Gene Ontology annotation, biological process: intra-Golgi vesicle-mediated transport. The record is from RefSeq and is a predicted model, not a curated record. The coding region runs from base 1 to 294 and encodes 97 amino acids. Lineage: Eukaryota; Fungi; Ascomycota; Sordariomycetes; Amphisphaeriales; Pseudomassariaceae. The transcript is spliced from 2 exons.
AUGUCUGAAGCCUACGAGCGCGAGCGCCAGAACAAUGCGCGCCUGGAAGAAUUGUCGGCCAAAGUAUCGUCGCUGCGUGGCGUGACGGUAGACAUUUACGACAACGCGCGCUCGCAAGAUGUCAUUGACACCACUACCGAUACAUUCUCGUCCAUGUCAUCACAGCUCAAAGGAUCCGCCGGCCGACUGGGUCGCAUGGCCGCUUCCGGAAACAAGGUCGCUAUACUCAAGCUCUCGGGCAUCAUCAUCGGUGUGUUCUUGGUGUUCUAUUACAUGUGGAAGCUGUUCUUCUGA